Scomber japonicus (chub mackerel) is the source of this 2149-nucleotide messenger RNA. It is a transcript of the gene tm2d3, whose product is annotated as TM2 domain containing 3. The record is from RefSeq and is a predicted model, not a curated record. Bases 16 to 801 code for a protein of 261 amino acids. The transcript is spliced from 6 exons. Lineage: Eukaryota; Metazoa; Chordata; Actinopteri; Scombriformes; Scombridae.
CGCUCUGCAGCAACAAUGGCUACAAUCUGUCAGAUAUGGAGACCGGACCGAGGACGGUGCUUCAAAACCUACGCAAUUGUUCUCGUAUUGUGUAUGGAUCUGGUCUUACAGUGUGUCCACGGAUAUCUGAGCUCUCCUCAUACUGGUCAGGUUCUCCCCUACGCCAGAGAUGCCCAGCAUGGCCCUGUAAUCACUAGCCCAGUGGUCCCUGCUGCAGCCUCAGCCUCUCCUGCAGAUGAAGAGAGCUACACUUCGAGGUGCCCAAGUGGGGGUUUGUGCAGCCGCUUGCCAGCUGAUUGCAUUCACUGCAAUUUCCAACACAACUGCACAUAUGGGAAACCAGCAUCUUUCACCUGUAAACCCAAAAAAGGAGUUCACUGUAUAGGAGAGUCGGGACAGCAGCAAACCAACUUCUCUUUGUCUAUCAUAUGUCAGUUCUGCUGGCAGCUGGAUCCUUCGCAGUACCGCUGCUCAAACUCUACCAACUGUAUGACAGUGUCCUGCCCACGCAAGCGCUACAACGCCACCUGUGACGUCUUAGAUCAUGUACAUUGUUUAGGUAGAAGACGUUUUCAGAAACGUUUAUUUUGCAACUGGACUGGAGGAUACAAAUGGUCAACAGCACUAGCACUCAGCAUUACGCUCGGUGGUUUUGGGGCAGAUCGCUUUUAUCUGGGCCAGUGGAGAGAGGGUCUGGGCAAGCUGUUCAGUUUUGGAGGACUGGGCAUUUGGACUUUGAUAGAUGUUCUUUUGAUAGGCGUUGGUUACGUGGGACCUGCUGAUGGUUCGCUCUACAUCUGAAACAAAGCUCUGGAGACAUGGCUGGAUGGUUUGCACCCUGUUCCGCUUCACUCUCGAGGACUGAAGAUCCGAGAUGCCAUGUUCUUAGCACGUUCGCUCGUCCAAGCUUGCUGUGCAACACAUCCCCAUCCCAUCUGCUAACAAGCAGGAAGUGUUUUCCUCAUCACACCAAGGAUGACUCUACCCACACAACCAUCAGAUCAAUCCCAAUCAUUCUGCGUCCGUCUCCUGUUGAGAUUCUGCAGAUGGAGCUGUGCAGGGGGAUGAGAAGCCAGUAAUUAUGUCUAUUUGUUCGGUUUGACUUAACUGACUGGCUGUGUCAUGCUGAUAUAUAGAUAUGUUUGGUUUCCUGUGGAGCUGUGCUUUCACAGACAUCCUGUCACCUAGGAGCCAUGUGUUGACCUCUCUUUUGGCAAUGUAAAUGCAUCGAUGGGCGUCAAAUGGUAACCAUGGCUACAGAGCUUUUAUGGUAGCACCAGACAAAAGACAAGCUGUAAGAUAAUAUUUAUUUGCUGAUAGAAAGUGAGAAUAUACAGAAGGAAAUAUAUGUUCAGGUGUUUUAACAGGCAGCAGAUAAAUGUACCUGUAGAUGAAUACAACAGUUACUUUGCAUGUACAUGUUUUUCUUACAUUGUGAGGCUACAACUGUAAGAGCAUUGCCCCAAAGGCAAGAUAUAAUAAUACCCUGGCCUUUCAAAAGCUCAUAUCAAAUGUUGACAAGUUUGAGAUUAUUUUUAAAGUUCAUAUGGUGUAUAAGUAAAUGCACGAGAGGCACUACAGGUUUAAAUAGCAACUGGAACUGGUAAAGAACCUGAAGCGGGCACAGGUGCAAAAACUAUAAUUGCUGUCAUCAUUUACUGCAACCUUUAGAUAACAAUCUCUAAGAGUGUGUGUUUUUGUACAUGUUCUGACACAAAUAUGUUGCACUAGCAAACCACAGUGAGUUUAGGUUUUUCUGUGUUGGAGAUAUUUGAGAUAUUUUUCCCCGAAAAAACACAUAUCAUUCUUCACAUUGCAUCUGUGUACUAACACUGUAGGAUCUUUUCUUAAGACCGUGUGGCAUAAAUGGUUCACCUCUCAGUUCAUGUCAAUUCUGUGGUUGAUGCCAGGUUCUGUUGUAACACUGUAAAUGACAUGUUUUUUUAAGUUAUGUAAAUAAAAAUUGUAAAAUAUUCUGUUUAUCUGAUUGUGUUUCUAGUAGUAACAAAUUGUCAGUCAGUGUAUGAAAACCGUGACUAAUGUUUUUAUUUACUAUGGUGAAUCACGCAGAUCCUGCACACAUGAUCAGGUUUUAUAGUAAAACUAGUGAAAUUCGAAGGCAAAACGAAAAGCUGACCAAGUAUUUACU